AUGGCUACGACGGUGUCGGCGUGGGGGAAACCUGGAGCGUGGGCUCUCGAGUCGGAGGAGCAAGAAGCUAUGGAGGUUCUUCGGGAGCAGGAGGUUGCGGCUGCCCCCGCGGUGGAGCCGUCUGCCGAUUUUCCUUCCCUGGCGGCAGCGGCGUCGACCAAGAUACCCAAGAAGAAGAAGGGGCAGACAAUCUCCCUCGCUGAGUUCAAUAAUGGCGGUGUGCCUGUGACCCACGGAUCCGCCAAGUUCCAGGUUCGUUCGUUGGCCUCGUCCGGGUCCCCGCUCGUGCCUUCCAAGGGCCUGACUCAUGACGAGCGUCUGAUGCUUCCUACUGCCCCUCGCGAACGGACCGCGGAGGAGCUAGAGCUCGGUAAUUCCCGCGGAUUCAACUCCUAUGGUGGCGGGCGCUCCAGAAUGAACGGCGAGGAUUCAGUUUCACGUUGGGAUUCCUCUAGGGUUUCCGACGAGGGUCGCAGGAACGGCUUCGGCGGUGGAGGCCAAGGUUCGAACAGAGAUCUGGCGCCUUCUCGUGCCGAUGAGAUUGACGACUGGGGCGCAAACAAGAGGUCAGUAGCACCUCCUGCGGAAAGGAGAGAGAGGACCGGAGGAUUCUUUGAAUCUCAGUCUCGGGUGGACGACCUUGACAGCUGGGUCUCCAACAAGAGUGCGCCGCCGCCGUUGCCUGAUAGCCGCAGGAUGGGUGAUGGAUUCAGGGAGAGGAGAGGGUUUGAUAUGUUCAAUAGGGACGCGCCCGCUCCGAACGGUGGUGGGGACCCAGAUUCCGAAUCUUGGGGGAGGAAAAGAGAGGAUGCAGGUGGAGAGAGGCCUAGACUCAGGUUGCAGCCGCGAACUCUGCCUCUAGCGAAUGGCGACGGGGAACAGGUUCAGGGUUCUAAAGGCAAUGCGACUAGUCCAUUUGGAGCUGCUCGCCCUAGGGAGGAAGUUCUUUCGGAGAAGGGGCAAAAUUUGCUGAAUGAUACUGUAGAGCACCGUGAAGAGGUGAAGCCAGUUCCUAAAAGCAAGGGGCUGAACCCGUUCGGUGCAGCUCGGCCUAGGGAGGAGGUGCUGGCAGAGAAAGGACAAGACUGGAAGGAGAUUGAUGAGCGACUUGAGUCAAUGAAAAUUCGGGAGGUUGCUUCUGUUGGAGGUGAGGGACAAUCUUUCUCGAAGAAAGGUUUUGGAUUAGGGGGUGGACCCGGAAGCCAACCAGAUGAUAAAACGGAGAGGACUUGGAGGAAAACGGACCCUGUGGAAUCUGCUACUUCUGAACCAAGGUUUGCAGAUAGCUCAUUCCCUCAUCGUCUUCAUUCUGUUGAAUUCCUUUGAAAGAUAAAUGUAGAAUCAUGGGAUAGUUCCUCGUUUUUCCGGAAUUUCUUCGUUCUAAAUUUCAAAGCUGGACGUCUUAUUUUGGAUUGAUUCUAUGAAUUGGUGGUAGCUCGUGAGUUAGCGUUAGGUGGCACGACCCAAUGCUUGUGGGUGUGUUUUCAACUUGUUUGGGGAUGGAAUGUCUAGGAUUGUGUUGUGGGUGCUCUUCCAUCCUUGGUUGAAGCUAGUUUUUAUUCAUCUAUCUCCAGAUCAAUGGAAGAAAGGAACUGUUCAUCCAAUUAGAGUCCCGGACCUUCCUGGCUAUUCAAAGAAAAGCUUCUUCAAGUAGGGAAAAAGAAGGAACCACGAGUCAGCUGUUACAGACCAAAUUUUUUCUUUUGUAUCGUCUCCCAUGCAAUGCAUAA
Molecule: messenger RNA, 1730 nt
Organism: Spirodela intermedia
Lineage: Eukaryota; Viridiplantae; Streptophyta; Magnoliopsida; Alismatales; Araceae
Source: the annotation of a GenBank genome assembly